AAUGAUAAUCAUUAUAUAAGCCUAGAAGCAGCCAUAAAUUUCCAUAUACUCAUCUGAAUGUUAAAUCUCCGCCCUUCCUUCCUUAUCACACCCCACACUCUCUUAUAUCGUCUCCCCACCACCAUUCUCUUCUAGCGGAUGAGAGCUUCAAUUCUUACUGUUUCAAUGCUUAUGCCCUCUUUGUUAUCCUAUCUUUAAAAUACCUUUGUUUUUCAGCUUUUAACUAAUUGGCUAUUGCUGCCCUUCCUUGAGAAGUUUGACAGUGCAUUAAAUACCCCUUUUUUCUCUCUGUUCUUCAACAUUGAAGUUUCGGAAAAUCUUCUGUUUUGCUGCCGCUGCUUGGCCUGCAGCUAUAUAUAUCUAGCUAAAGAAACUCGUUCUUCCUAUCUACUCAGUUGAAAAUGGCUCCCAGGAACAGCCGCGGAAAGGCCAAAGGAGAUAAGAAGAAGAAAGAAGAGAAGGUUCUUCCAGUGGUCAUGGACAUCACCGUACACCUUCCUGACGAAACUCAUGUUAUUCUCAAGGGAAUAUCAACAGACAGGAUCAUUGAUGUUCGUCGUCUUUUAUCGGUGAAUACUGAGACCUGCAACAUCACAAAUUUCUCGUUAUCCCAUGAGGUUAGAGGGUCGCGGUUAAAAGACACUGUCCACGUUUCAGCGCUCAAGCCGUACGUCCUAACUUUGACCGAAGAGGGCUACGAUGAAGAGAGCGCGGUGGCGCACGUUAGACGGGUUCUGGAUAUCGUGGCUUGCACCACGUGCUUUGGUCCAUCGGCCACCGCCAAAGAUCAGCCCAAGCCCGACGCCAGCAAGAAUGCUCCGUUUGCGCAGGACAAGGGCGGUGCCGCCGCUAAGAAAACCACCACCUGUGCGAAUAAGGAAUCGUCGUCAAAAUCUUCAUCUAAGGACGUGGCGGUGGAUGUAGAAGGAGAGAUGAGCCAUUCUUGUCCUAAACUCGGCACCUUCUAUGAAUUCUUUUCGCUUUCUCAUCUCACUCCUCCUCUUCAAUUCAUAAGGAGGACAACUAAGCGGCAAGUUAAGGGGACCUCAGGCGACGAUCGUAUCUUCUUCCUUGAAGUUAAGCUUUGCAAUGGAAAGCUGGUUCACGUGGAAGCUUGCCGGGAAGGUUUUUAUAGCGUUGGGAAGCAGCGGAUUCUUUGUCACAAUCUUGUUGAUUUGUUACGCCAACUUAGCAGAGCUUUUGAUAAUGCAUACACUGAUCUCAUGAAAGCAUUUUCAGAACGGAACAAGUUUGGGAAUCUUCCCUAUGGCUUCAGAGCCAAUACCUGGCUCAUACCUCCAAUUGCAGCACAAUCACCUUCAAAUUUCCCACCUCUCCCUAUGGAGGAUGAAACAUGGGGGGGUAAUCAAGGCGGUGUAGAAAGAGAUUGCAAAACUAAUUUGAUACCUUGGGCCAAUGAGUUUUCAUUUCUUGCAUCUAUGCCCUGCAAGACAGCAGAGGAGAGACAGACACGGGACAGGAAAGCAUUCCUUCUUCACAGCCUAUUUGUAGACAUGGCCAUUCUUAGAGCCAUUAAGGCUGUGAAGCAUGUAAUGCAAAAGCUGAAUCCCAGUUGUUCAGUAAAAAAUUGUGAAACUCUGUACACUGAGAGAGUGGGGGACUUGAAUAUUAUGGUAAUGAAAGAUGCUUCCAAUGCAAGCUGCAAGGUGGAUACUAAAAUUGAUGGAAUUCAAGCAAUUGGAGUAGAUCACAAGAAUUUGCUUGAAAGAAACUUAUUGAAAGGGAUAACAGCUGAUGAAAAUACGGCUCCAGAUGACAUUUCCACUCUUGGUGUACUAAAUGUGAGAUACUGUGGCUAUAUUGCCAUUGUGAAAGUUGAGGGGAGAGAGAAUGAGAAAAGCAGUCCCCCAUCUCAAAGCAUUGAACUUGAACAGCCUGAAGGCGGGGCCAAUGCCCUCAAUAUUAACAGUUUGAGAUUACUUCUUCACAAAACAAUACCUUCAGAACUCAAUAAACCAGCUUUGCCUUCACAAAUUUUGGAACAUGAAGAGCUUAGUUCUUCCCAAGUCUUGGUAGAGAGACUGCUGGAAGAAAGUCUUGCUAAGCUUGAGGAAGAGGAACUCGAAGAGAAACCAUUUGUUAGAUGGGAACUAGGAGCCUGCUGGAUACAACAUUUACAGGACCAAAAUAAUACAGAAAAAGAUAAAAAACCAUCUGGGGAGAAGCCUAAGAAUGAGAUGAAGGUUGAGGGACUUGGGACGCCUCUUAGGUCCCUCAAAAACAAGAAAAACUCAGAUGGGAAUAUGGUGUCUGGAAACUCAAAUUCUCAUCCAGAUGCUGUUGAAAAUGUUACAGCAGCUUCUAUAGAAUCUCAGCUUGAAACCAGUUCAAGAGAUGAUGAACUUGUGCUGAAGAGGAAGUUAUCUGAAGAGGCCUUUGCUCGACUAAAAGAAUCAGAGACUGGACUUCAUUGCAAGUCUUUACAGGAACUAAUUGAGUUGUCACAGAAAUAUUACACUGAAGUUGCUCUUCCAAAACUGGUUGCAGAUUUUGGUUCUUUGGAACUUUCACCAGUUGAUGGACGGACUCUAACUGAUUUCAUGCAUGCUAGAGGUCUUCAGAUGCGUUCUUUGGGACAUGUUGUCAAGCUUUCAGAAAAGCUAUCACAUGUGCAGUCACUUUGUAUUCAUGAGAUGAUUGUUCGGGCAUUCAAGCAUGUUCUGCAAGCAGUGAUUGCCACUGUUGUUAACACUUAUAAAAUGGCUCUAUCAAUAGCUUCUGCUCUGAACCUGAUGCUUGGAGUUCCUGAGAACGGAGAACUACACAAGUCAUGCAAAAUCCAUUCCCUAGUGUGGAAGUGGUUGCAGGUCUUCUUGAUGAAGCGAUAUGAAUGGGAUAUUAGCAACUUAGACUUCAAGGACAUUAGGAAAUAUGCAAUUCUACGCGGAUUAUGCCAUAAGGUAGGAAUUGAGUUGGUUCCAAGGGAUUUUGACAUGGAUUCUCCUAGUCCAUUCCAACCAUCUGAUGUUGUCAGCCUGGUUCCUGUGCAUAAGCAAGCGGCAUGCUCAUCUGCUGAUGGAAGGCAACUUUUAGAAUCAUCAAAAACAGCCUUAGAUAAGGGAAAACUGGAAGAUGCAGUGACUUUUGGAACCAAGGCUCUUUCAAAACUGGUAGCAGUUUGUGGUCCAUAUCAUCGAAUGACAGCUGGAGUUUACAGCCUUCUUGCUGUAGUUUUAUAUCACACCGGGGACUUCAAUCAGGCCACAAUAUACCAGCAAAAAGCCUUGGAUAUCAACGAGAGAGAACUGGGACUAGAUCAUCCAGACACAAUGAAGAGUUAUGGAGACCUUGCUGUAUUCUAUUACAGGCUUCAACAUACAGAACUUGCUGUUAAAUAUGUAAAGCGCGCUCUGUAUCUUUUACAUCUUACCUGCGGCCCAUCUCAUCCAAAUACUGCCGCAACAUACAUAAAUGUAGCUAUGAUGGAAGAAGGCCUGGGCAAUGUGCAUGUUGCCCUCAGAUAUCUUCACAAAGCUCUGAAGUGUAACCAAAGGUUACUUGGUCCAGACCAUAUUCAGACAGCAGCAAGUUAUCAUGCAAUUGCAAUUGCUCUCUCGUUGAUGGAAGCAUACCCUUUAAGUGUCCAACAUGAACAAACAACCUUGCACAUUCUCCGAGCAAAGCUAGGCCCAGAUGAUUUGCGUACCCAGGAUGCUGCUGCAUGGCUUGAGUACUUUGAGUCCAAGGCAUUUGAACAGCAAGAAGCUGCUCGAAAUGGUACUAGGAAGCCAGAUGCAUCCAUUGCUAGCAAGGGCCAUUUAAGUGUAUCUGAUUUGCUUGACUAUAUUAAUCCUAAUCACGAUGCCAAAGGGAAAGAUCUUGCAGCAGGAAAGAGAAGAAGCUAUGUUAUGAAGGUGAAGGGAAAACUCCAUCCAUCAAGUUCUGAGGGAUCCCCCAAACAGGCUGCAAACGAAGCUUCAGAUGAAGAGACACUUUUAUCUGAACAGGAAGAUAAACCAGAUGCUAACAAGGAGACGGGCUCUUCUUUAUCAGUGCAGUCCCAGGUUCCUGAUGUGGAAGAGACAACAGAAGCAAGACGAAACCUUGAUAACCACAUUCUGUCUGAAUCACAUGCUGAAGGGGAUGAUGGGUGGCAAUCUGUUCAAAGGCCAAGAGCAUCUGUCUCGCUUGGACGGAGACUAAAGCAGAGGCGAGCAACCAUAGGCAAGUUUUUCAGUUAUCAGAAAAAGAAUGUUGAUUCUGAUAUGGAAUUUCCUCUGGUCAAGGCCACUCAACAAAAUAGUAGGUUUUACCUUUUAAAGAAACGAACAAUAUCUCAUGGAGCUUAUACAGAUCAGCGCACAAUGAAUCCCUCCCAAGGUUCAAAAUUUGGACGGAGAAUAAUUAAAACUGUUACAUACAGGGUUAAGCCCACUCCUUCAUCUUCUAAAAAUUCAACUGAAAUCUAUAGAAAUGGAGGUGAGGUGUUUAAUUCUUCAGGGGAAUCUGCUUCCAGCCUUGCACCUAAUGAUCACCGUCCAAUAAAAAAUUCUAUGGUCAGUCUUGGGAAAUCUCCUUCGUACAAGGAAGUAGCGUUGGCCCCUCCAGGUAGUAUUUUCAAACUGCAUUUCAGGCCUGAAACUGAUUGUUCUGAUAACCCAAACUUCAACACUGAAAAAUGUCGAGAGGAAAUGAACGAAAUGAAAGACAAUUUUGAUCCGUUGACUACGGGGAUAACAAACAUAUUUGAAAAGAAGAGUGAGAACACCAUAUUGGAUUCAACAGACAGCUCGAAAGAGGAAAUUGGUAUAGUUGAAAACAAAGAAGGAACUAGGCCAACUGCUGUGAUGGAAGAUCACUCUCCUUUGGUGGUGUCUGAAGUAGCGUUGGCCCCUCCAGGUAGUAUUUUCAAACUGCAUUUCAGGCCUGAAACUGAUUGUUCUGAUAACCCAAACUUCAACACUGAAAAAUGUCGAGAGGAAAUGAAUGAAAUGAAAGACAAUUUUGAUCCGUUGACUACGGGGAUAACAAACAUAUUUGAAAAGAAGAGUGAAAACACCAUAUUGGAUCCAACAGACAGCUCGAAAGAGGAAAUUGGUAUAGUUGAAAACAAAGAAGGAACUAGGCCAACUGCUGUGAUGGAAGAUAACUCUCCUUUGGUGAUGUCUGAGGGAGUGGAGGGACAAGAACUUGAAGCUGGUGGUCAUGAGGUUCUUGAAGUUGUACAGGAUGGCAUAUUCAUAAAUGGCAUGCCGAAUUCAAUUGAUUCUCCUAAAAAGGAACUCUGUAAUUCAAACUCCAAAUUACAAGGGGUGGAAGAAUUGAAGGAGAAACCCUUGGUCCUUAAUUCAGGUAAUGUUCAGGGACUUGCCACUAAGAAGUUAUCUGCAUCUGCAGCUCCUUUCAACCCAUCAACACCCAUUUCACGUGCGGCACCGCUCCCCAUCAACAUCACCCUUCCUCCUGCUCCUAGACCUGUUCCAGCCAUUGCCCCUUGGCCGGUGAACAUGCCUAUUCACCCUGCACCUCCUACCGUCUUACCAAAUCCAAUAUGCUCUUCCCCUCACCAUCCAUAUCCAUCACCCCCUCCAACUCCAAACUUGAUGCAGUCUCUACCCUUUAUGUAUCCACCCUAUACCCAAACCCAACCUGUACCAACAAGCACCUUUCCUAUAACUAGCAAUCCUUUUCAUCCCAGUCAAUUCUCAUGGCAGUGCAAUGUGAACCCCAGUGUACCAGAGUUCAUUCCUGGGGCAAUUUGGCCUGGUCAUCCAUUGGAGUUCUCUAUACCACCAUUGAUUGUUGAGCCAAUUGCUGAUCAGAUAUUGGAGCCCAAAAUGCAAGGUGAUGUUGCAAACCCAAGUUUCGCUCCAAUGCUGCCGGUGGAUAUUGACACCGUUGGAGAAGCUAAGAAAGAAGUCAACAUUUCAGCAUCUGAGGCAAAAAAUAUUGUUAAUGAAGUAGCUAGAGUUGGGCCGGAAAGUCUAAAGGAAAAUGGUCACUUGAAUCAAGGUAUGGUUGACAGUUCUGGGAAUGGACUGAGCCAAUACAACAGCCCAAACAAAAAUGCUGAAAGCAGUGCUGAAAGGAAGAGUGAUGGUGAGAAAACCUUCAGCAUUUUAAUCAGGGGUAGAAGAAACCGAAAGCAGACGUUGAGAAUGCCAAUCAGUUUGCUUAGUCGACCAUAUGGCUCACAGUCUUUUAAAGUUGUAUAUAACAGAGUGGUCAGAGGGAGUGAAGCUCCAAAAUCUGCUAGCUUCUGUUCGAGUGAAAAUUAUACAGCUAGUUCUACUAGCUGAAAGUUUUAUUUCUUGCUGAUUUAGCAUAGCAGGAUUGUCAGGAACGGGGUAGAAGGAACAAACUUCGAUCAAUCCUAUGAAAGGCAAAGACAAAUCUUUCUAGCUUCACGGUAACAAACUACAUUGCCCAUUGGAUUUGUGAUCUAAAAAUUCAGAUGCUAUAUAUUUGGCUUCUACUUGAUUCAGCUGAAGUCUGAACAAGGACGGAAGUGACUUUUCAAAUCAGGUUCAAGUGGUAAUUAACUAUUGGGGAUUAAGUAGGCAUUGUUAAGGUGACAAUUUUGGUUUAUACUUAAGUUGGGAAAUUUAUAAUAUCUUGGAUCACAGAAUUUUAG
Durio zibethinus is the source of this 6595-nucleotide messenger RNA. Its product is annotated as protein REDUCED CHLOROPLAST COVERAGE 1. Gene Ontology annotation, biological process: organelle organization. Lineage: Eukaryota; Viridiplantae; Streptophyta; Magnoliopsida; Malvales; Malvaceae. The record is from RefSeq and is a predicted model, not a curated record. Gene Ontology annotation, molecular function: protein binding. Gene Ontology annotation, cellular component: cytoplasm.